Messenger RNA from Lachancea sp. 'fantastica', 927 nucleotides. The record is from the annotation of a GenBank genome assembly. NCBI's taxonomy places the organism in Eukaryota, Fungi, Ascomycota, Saccharomycetes, Saccharomycetales, Saccharomycetaceae.
AUGUCAAGUAAUGCUGAUAAGCUCAAUGAUCCACUUCAUGGGAUCUACAUCCCCAUUGGACUAUUGGUGGUCGGAUUGGCUAUAACAUGCUAUACUGUCGAUGACUACAAGUUUUUUUGGAUCUUGCCGUUUGCUGCUAUCAUUGUUGCCAUUAGAUUCACGGCAGCUUUCAAAAGAAGACGUUCUGUCUUUCCAGAUCGCUGGUCUUCGCUGGAAUUGGAAGAUCAGACGUUGAUCUCCAAAAACACUGCAAUUUACCGCUUCAAGAUGAAAACGUCUCUUGAAAGCUUGAACUUUCCAGUCGGUCACCAUCUUGCUGUCAAGGCCAACAUCGAUGGCAAAGAAUACGUGAGAUAUUACACGCCAGUCUCCCCAAAGUACGAAGCUGGAUAUUUUGAUAUCAUUGUUAAGUCAUAUGGAAAUGGUAACGUUUCCAAAUACUUCGCUGGUCUCAAACCAGGCAGCACAGUUGACUUCAAAGGUCCCGUAGGAAGGUUCAACUACGCCACCAACUCUUACAAACAUUUGGCCAUGGUCGCGGGUGGAAGUGGUAUUACACCAAUGUUGCAGGUACUCAAUGAAGUCAUCACCAACCCUGAAGAUGCCACCAAAAUUUCUUUGAUUUACGCCAACGAAACUGAAAACGACAUCCUUCUCAAGGACGAACUUGACGAAAUUGCCGAAAAAUAUCCCAAUUUCACUGUUAACUACGUUUUGCGUACGCCAUCUGAAAAAUGGACUGGCGAGACGGGCUACGUUACCAAGGAACAUAUGCAGAAAUUCUUGCCUCAAUGCUCUGAAGACAGCAGGCUACUAAUAAGUGGCAAGCCAGAAAUGGUGAGAAUGCUUUUGGGUUAUGCCGAAGAUCUCGGCUGGCCUAAGGGGAUCGAGAAAUCGAAAGGAGACGAUCAGGUCUUUGCUUUUUAG